CUUGUUUUCCAUAAGCCAUAAUUUUAAGAGUCUCAUUAUUGUGUAAAAUGGCCUUUUCCAAGGCAAGAAGCAAGGUAUGUUUUUAGAGCAGUGGAGUACAUGAAAUAGAGCAUCCUCUAAUUUAAAUAAUGACUCUACACUUCAUUUUUUUUUUUGGUUUGUUUGUUUCUUGUCUUAUAGGAGCAAUGCCAAAGGUGCUCCUCUGAACAUAAAUAAGGUCUCCAGUAGUCUGAUUAACUUUGGAAGAAAGUUGAUUUCCCCAGCAAUGGCCCCAGGCAGUGUGGGUGGCCCUGCACCUGGAGGCAACAGUGGCAGCUCUUCCCCUGCUGCGAUCCCCACCAGGGCCUCUGCAGAAGCCCCGAAGCAUCAUUUGCAGCAGCAGCAGCAGCAGCAGCAGCAGCAGCAGCAGCAGAGGCUGAUGAAAUCGGAAAGCAUGCCAGUGCAGUUGAACAAAGGACAGAGUUCUAAAAACAUCAGCUCAUCUCCAAGCAUUGAGAGUUUGCCUGGAGGAAGAGAAUUCACUGGCUCCCCGCCUUCAUCUGCUACUAAAAAAGAUUCCUUUUUUAGCAACAUCUCUCGCUCCCGCUCACACAGCAAAACUAUGGGCAGAAAAGAAUCUGUAAGUAUUUUGGGACAGUUUAUUUGGUUCUUUAUCCUUUAUUUUCCUCUAUCUUGCUACAUUUAUAAAGCUUCUCUAAUGCUAGCUCUAUAAUGUUCUCAGAACUUCUGUGAACUAAAACAAAUUACUGUAUCAAAAGUAUCUGAAUUUUGUCAUUAUAAUUUAGUGAUAUGUCAAAACUAUGGCUUGAAUCUGGAAAAAAGAUAGUGUCACUUUAAAAUAAGUUGAAUUUCUUUGUACUGUACAAAUGCCUUUUUGUCAAAGCCUGUUAUACUUCGAGACUCAGCAACAAUAUCACACAUUACAGACUUGUUUCUUUAGGAAGCACAAACUGAGAUGGAAUUAGAAGUAUGAAAGGUUUAUUGGGGAGCAGCACCUGUGAAAGAGGAGGAGGAACCAGGAUUGCUAGAGGAAUGGCAUCAGACCAUAAUACAGACCUCAUCAAAGUCUGGUUGGUUAGGUUUUUUUCUAAAAGAAGUUAGUUUUUUCCAAAAAUUUAAGAGAUAACAUUAUACCAAUGGGAGAUUAUGACACUUGAAAUAAGCCAAACUGAUUUUUCCAUUUUAAGUAUUUCUUCAAAAUUAAAAAUAAUUAUUUUACCAUUUGUUUUAAAAUGCUGUAAGAACUACAUUUAAAUUA
Castor canadensis (American beaver) is the source of this 1258-nucleotide messenger RNA. Lineage: Eukaryota; Metazoa; Chordata; Mammalia; Rodentia; Castoridae. The record is from RefSeq and is a predicted model, not a curated record.